Molecule: messenger RNA, 3749 nt
Organism: Acanthopagrus latus (yellowfin seabream)
Lineage: Eukaryota; Metazoa; Chordata; Actinopteri; Spariformes; Sparidae
Product: calcium-binding mitochondrial carrier protein Aralar1-like
Exons: 18
Coding region: 217-2259 (680 amino acids)
Biological process (GO): aspartate transmembrane transport; malate-aspartate shuttle; L-glutamate transmembrane transport
Molecular function (GO): L-aspartate transmembrane transporter activity; calcium ion binding; L-glutamate transmembrane transporter activity
Source: RefSeq, a predicted model, not a curated record
UCUGCUGUAGCUUCCCUGUCCGGGCGCAUCCCUCCGUGUCCUCGGCUCCUCGGCGGACACGCCGCCCCGCAGGCAGAAAAGAAAAAGGACGACACUUGUCUAAAUAUACAUUUUGCGCGCAGUGUCUCAGACCUCGGCUGGCUCUCCUGUCAUGCCCGCUGUCAUCCCGAUGCCUAGCGCCUGCGCUAGUCCACUGCAGCUGACGUCACACCCAGCAUGGCGGUCAAGGUGCAAGCAACAAAAAGAGCCGACCCAGGUGACUUGAAGACUAUUUUUCUGAAGUAUGCCAGUGUAGUGGACGAUGGAGAGCAUUACAUGACCCCCAGGGACUUUGUGCAGAGUUACCUGGGUUUACAUGCACAGCCUCAGUACAAUCCCAAAACUGUGGAACUGAUAGCCGGAGUGGCUGACACCACUAAAGAUGGACUGAUCUCUUUUCAGGAGUUUUUGGCCUUUGAAUCAGUUCUGUGUGCCCCGGAUGCCCUGUUCAUAGUUGCCUUUCAGUUGUUUGACAAGACGGGCACAGGGAACAUCUCAUUUGAGAAUGUACGUGACAUCUUCAGCCAGACCACAGUUCAUCACCACAUUCCCUUUAAUUGGGACUGUGAGUUCAUCAGGCUACACUUCGGCCAUGAAAGAAACAAGAACCUCACCUACACAGAAUUCACCCAGUUUCUGCAGGAGCUGCAGUUGGAGCACGCCCGCCAAGCGUUUGCACAAAAAGACAAGAACAAAAGUGGAACCAUCACCGCCUUGGACUUCAGCGACAUCAUGGCCACCAUCAGACACCACAUGCUGACUCCAUUUGUAGAAGAGAACCUGGUUUCAGCUGCAGGAGGCAGCACCUCACACAUGGUGAGCUUCUCCUACUUCAACGCCUUCAACGCCCUCCUUAACAACAUGGAGCUGAUCCGCAAGAUUUACAGCACCCUCGCCGGCACCCACAGAGACACGCUCGUAACCAAAGAGGAGUUUGUUCAUGCUGCAAAUAAGUUUGGUCAAAUCACUCCAAUGGAGAUCGACAUCCUGUACCAGCUCUCUGGUCUCCACACUCACUCCGGGCGGCUGAACCAGGCAGACAUUGAGAGGAUAGCCCCGCUGGAGGAAGAAGCCAUGCCGUACCACCAAGCAGAGGCCCAGAGACAGCACGCUCAUGAAACGUCUCGGCCCGUCUGGCUCCAGGCUGCAGAGUCUGCCUACAGGUUUACUCUGGGCUCAAUCGCUGGAGCCACCGGUGCCACAGCUGUGUACCCCAUCGACCUGGUGAAGACGCGCAUGCAGAACCAGCGCUCCACUGGCUCCUUUGUAGGAGAACUGAUGUACAAGAGCAGCUUCGACUGUGCAAAGAAAGUGCUCCGUUACGAGGGCUUCUUCGGAUUCUACAGGGGUCUCCUCCCGCAGCUCAUCGGCGUCGCCCCGGAGAAAGCUAUCAAACUCACGGUGAAUGAUUUUGUCAGAGACAAGUUCACCACACAAGACGAUACCAUCCCUCUGCCUGCAGAGAUUCUCGCUGGUGGAUGUGCCGGAGCUUCCCAGGUGAUUUUCACCAAUCCUCUGGAGAUCGUUAAGAUUCGUCUGCAGGUGGCUGGAGAGAUCACCACAGGGCCCAGGGUCAGUGCCCUGAAUGUUGUGAGAGACCUGGGCUUCUUUGGCCUCUACAAGGGAGCCAAAGCUUGCUUCCUGCGUGACAUCCCCUUCUCCGCCAUCUACUUCCCUGUUUAUGCCCACACCAAGGCGAAAAUAGCAGACGAGGACGGAAGCCUGGGGGCAGUGCAGCUGCUCACUGCUGGAGCCAUCGCAGGUAUACCGGCUGCUUCACUGGUGACCCCUGCUGAUGUCAUCAAGACCAGGCUCCAGGUGGCGGCCCGAGCAGGCCAGACGACAUACAGCGGAGUCAUCGACUGCUUCAGGAAGAUCCUCAAGGAGGAAGGUUUCAAGGCAUUUUGGAAGGGCACGGGAGCUCGCGUCUGCAGAUCCUCACCGCAGUUUGGUGUAACCCUGGUGACCUAUGAACUGUUGCAGAGAUGGUUAUACAUUGACUUUGGCGGACAUCAUCCUGCCGGCUCCAUGCCGACCCCCAAACCCACCAUCAAGGAUCUUCCUUCUGUGACUGCAGACCACGUAGGCGGCUACCGUCUGGCUGCUGCAACUUUUGCUGGUGUGGAAAGAAAAUUUGGUCUGCACCUGCCCAAGUUUAAGCCUUCUGGAGAAGUGACAAUCAAACCAGCAGAGUCCAAAGCGGAGCCACAGGCUUCAUAAAGCACCACUCGACUUGACCGUGAGCACUGCAUGCUCCUCCGGGACCUUGUUACAGAAACCGACUUGUCUUAUUUUAACUUUAGUUUCAAAGAUAAGUAAAAUUCUAUCUUUCUUUGUACAGAAGCAUUUCUUAAAAGUCAUGGAUGUGUCCUAUCCUAUUUCAAUCAGCCAGUCAUAUCUUAAGAAUUCUAGCUAGCAUGAAUUAAUACAGAAGAAGAGACAGGUGAUCAUAUUUGGCUUCAGUUACUCAGACACAUUAAUCUUGUUGCUGGAGGAGAUGAUAUUUACACAUCAAUACAUGGUCUGGGAAACUCAAACAAGAAGCUAACAUCAGUGCUAGAAACCAACAGGCUAAUGACAAUAUCAGCUUCUCCAACAGGCCAACAUCUAUAUAGGCUUUUCCAGCUGUGUUAGAUUGCAAAAAGUUAGUCCUCUAAUAUAGUUUUCUGUCUAAAUCUGUGUGCUCCAGUAUUCUUUGGAGUAAAUUUUUUAUGUUUCUCAUGAUAGUAGAAUGCCUGACUCCGGACAGUUGAGGCACGUUCAACUUCUUCCUUCAAGCUAACAUCGGUGUUAGCCUCUCCAACAGGCUAACGUAAGCGUUAGCUUCUUUUACAGAUUAAUACCAUGUUAGCCUCUUCACUAGACUUAUAGCAGUGUUAGCUUUGUCGAAACGAUAGUCCUUUAAUACAGUUUGUUGCCUAUCUGUGUACUUUGGAGUAUAUUUGUCAAGUUUUUACUGAGUUUCUUCUGACUCUGAGUGCACCGGACAGUUGAAGUGUGUUAAAUUUCCUCCAUCAGUGUUAGCUUGUCCAACAGGCUAACGUCAGAGUUAGCUUCUCCAAUAAGCUAACAUUCAGUCAGCCAAAAGUUACAGUGUGAGUAACCUUUCAGGUACAUUAUUUGGCUAGUGUGUUCAUGUUUUUUGUUUUUUUUUAAUUGUUGUUGCCAUACACAUAUAACAAUUGGUGGCACUUUAUGCUAUCUUAACUUGGGAAAUUCACUCGUUGAAAGAGUUCUGUAACUGCUGAAUUCACAUCCUAUCCUGAAUGCAGUUAGGAAACUUGUUGUGCAAUACUCCAAAUCUUAAAUGUCAUCCUAAACUGAAUUAAGACAGGAAUUCAGAUUGAGGAAGUUUCUGUAAUGAGGCCUUGGGUCAUUGUUUCCUCCAAAAUGGUUUCAUUGAACCACAUUUCAAUCAAAUAUAUUUGAGCGCUUGUCUUACUUUGAAUGCUGCAUGAGUAUGGCUUAAUUGCAUUUUCUCUUCGCAUAGCUUGCACAACUGUACAUAUUGUACUUCUCUACAGAGACAGGACAUUAUGGCAUGACGAAGGAUUGUAACUGCGUUUUUCCGGUGUGCGGUAGCUUCGGUGUGCUUGCGAGGAUGUACAGAUGUUUUCAAAAAGUGCUCAUUUUGAAAUCAUGGCCAAGGACCCGGGAAAUAAUUUAAAUGUAUUUAUUGUAUUUUAUUGAAAUAAAUCAUUCAAACUGUU